CCCCACACCCAAUCCCGUCGCCCCGUAACUCUGCUUCCUUCCAGUCCCCACCAAGUUGUUUAUUUGCUUCGCUGCGUGCUGGAGCCAUGGAAGUUGGUGGUUAGGAGGACUCCCAGCGCCCCCACUGGAUACGUAUUAAAAUAAUGGAGCCCAAAGAAUCAUUGAAAUCCACUGGAAGGGAGGAAAGAGGGAAAAGUGUUCACUUUCAUCCAUCCUUUAGGGGUGGUGCUUCUGUCAAGACUCCAGUAUCUACAUCUACCCUGUCUGCCUCUUCUCAAUCUGACUCCAAGCAACCUGUUCGGUGUGACUUGCCAAAAGGGUUAGGAAGCAAUGUGCCACAGCCGGAUCUCUCCAAAGCAGUGUCACUCUCAAUGGGACUGUAUAUGGGUGAAACCGAUACAAAAGUAAUGGGAAAUGAACUUGGAUUUCCACAGCAAGGCCAAAUCAGCCUCUCCCCUGGAGAAACAGAUUUUAGACUCCUUGAAGAAAGCAUAGCAAGCUUGAAUAAAUCCUCUAGUCUGACAGAAGGCUCGAAAGGAGUUGCAUCUACUGAUGUGUCCCUAGAACCAGAUUUCCCAGCUAUGACUAGUCGUGAUCUUACUUUAAAUCAAGGGUCUUUAGCACAAGGCCAAGUUGACAGUAACAGUGGCAACUUGAAGCUCUUUUCGGAAGACCAAAGCACUUUUGAUAUUUUGCAAGAUUUUGAUUUGCCCCCGGUGUCUCCUGGAAGAGAAACAAAUGGAAGCCCUUGGAGAAUGGAUCCUGUUCUGGAUGAAAGUAGCUUGCUUUCGCCUCUUGGUGGGGAUGAGAGUUUUCUUUUGGAAGGAAAUGAAAUGGAGGAUUGCAAGCCUCCCAUUUUACCAGACACAAAGCCUAAUAUUAAUGAAUGUGAGGAUCUUUUGUCAAGUUCUACAAUGCAGAUGCCACAAGUGAAAACUGAAAAAGAAGAUUUUAUUGAAUUGUGUACCCCUGGAGUAAUAAAGCAGGAGAAAAUGGGCACAGCUUACUGCCAGGCUACUUUUUCUGGGUCAAGGAUGGUUGGAACUAAAACAUCUGCCAUUUCUGUUCAUGGUGUUAGUACUUCUGGAGGACAAGUUUACCACUAUGAUUUGAACACUGCGUCUGUCACUCAACAGCAGGAUAAGAAACCAGUUUUCAAUGCCAUUCCAUCUCAUUCUGCUAGUUCAGAAAAUUGGAAUAGGUGCCAGGGAUCUGGAGAUGAUGCCCUUGCGCCAUUGGGGGCUUUGAAUUUUUCAAACAGAUCUGUCUUCUCUAAUGGAUAUUCAAGCCCUGGAGUGAGAUCUGAUGUGAGCAGUUCACCAUCUACCUCUUCAGCAACUACGGGACCACCUCCCAAGCUUUGCCUUGUUUGCUCAGAUGAGGCUUCUGGGUGUCAUUAUGGUGUCCUGACAUGUGGCAGCUGCAAAGUAUUCUUCAAAAGAGCUGUGGAAGGACAGCACAAUUAUCUCUGUGCUGGAAGAAAUGAUUGUAUUAUUGAUAAAAUUCGGAGAAAGAACUGCCCUGCUUGUCGCUACCGGAAAUGUCUUCAAGCUGGGAUGAACCUUGAAGCACGAAAGACAAAAAAGAAAAUAAAAGGAAUUCAACAAUCCAGCGUGCCUGCAGGAAGGGAUACUGCUGAAAAUCCCACAAACAAAGCUAUAGUUCCUGCCUCACUGCCACAGCUGACUCCUACCCUAGUUUCCCUGCUGGAAGUCAUUGAGCCAGAAGUGAUGUUUUCAGGCUAUGACAGCACAAUACCAGACACAACUUGGCGCAUAAUGUCAACUCUCAAUAUGUUAGGUGGAAGACAAGUGGUUGCUGCAGUGAAAUGGGCAAAGGCAAUACCAGGCUUCAGAAACUUGCAUCUAGAUGACCAGAUGACUCUACUGCAGUAUUCGUGGAUGUUUCUGAUGGCUUUUGCUCUAGGAUGGAGAUCAUAUAAACAGUCUAAUGGAAGUCUACUAUGUUUUGCUCCAGAUUUGAUCAUUAAUGAGCAGAGAAUGAAUUUACCAUGCAUGUAUGAUCAGUGCAAACGUUUAUUGAUGGUUACUAAUGAGUUAGCCCGUCUUCAGGUUUCCUAUGAAGAAUAUCUCUGCAUGAAAACUUUGCUCCUUCUCUCUACAAUUCCUAAGGAGGGCUUAAGGAGUCAGGCUCUCUUUGAUGAAAUUCGUAUGACAUACAUCAAAGAGUUGGGGAAAGCCAUUGUGAAGAGAGAAGGAAACUCUAGUCAGAACUGGCAACGAUUUUAUCAACUAACGAAACUUUUGGACUCCAUGCAUGAUGUGGUUGAGAAUCUUCUAACUUUUUGCUUCCAAACAUUUUUGGAUAAAUCCAUGAGUAUUGAGUUUCCAGAAAUGUUGGCAGAAAUUAUCAGCAAUCAGUUACCAAAAUAUUCAAAUGGGAAUAUCAAGAAGCUCCUAUUUCAUCAGAAGUGACUGCCUUAAUACAGAAAGGUUGCCUUAAGAAAAAAAAAAGUCAAAUUAUAACUUCUUUUUUUAUAAACUAAGAGAUUUUGUUAUUGUACCUAUAUUAGGUAUUUUUGUUUUUGUUUUGUAAUUAUGCACUACAUGUGGUUUACAGAGGGCCAAGAUCUAGCUUUUAGAAGACACCUCAACUGAAUGAAUACAAGAAGAAAGAAAAAGAAAGAAGUAUGGCUUGGAAUUUUUCCUCUAUAUAUACCAUCAUGCUGGCAGUAUAGAAUGCAUCAAAAGCAGCAUUGUCAAAUUUGGAAUCUGCAUUGUCAACAUUCUGCUAGGAGUUUCUGCAGUUGGCUGGUUAAAAUUUUCUAGAUUUUUGUUUUGGUAUAGAUUGUUUUGUAUAGUUAAAGUAGCAUUUUUGAUUUAUGCAUGUAACAUGAGGAAAGUUUACAACUGUAUAUCAGAAAAGGGAAGUUGUGCCUUUUAUAGCUAUUACUGUCUGGUUUUAGCAAUUUCCUUUACCUUUAUAUACAGUGGACUAGCUUGCUCAUUUUUUCUUACAUAAUUUUUGUAAAACUUCAAGAUGCCUAUUGUACAGCUGUUUUUAAAGUGGGGCAGCUCAUAGCUUAAUGACUUCUAAAUAAUGAACUUCAAGUAUAAUCAUAUGAAUAUAAGGUGGCUUGUCUAAUAUGACUGUCCUAAUAACCCUUCUAAAUUUGGCCUAUAAUUCAGCCUUCUUCAGUGGGGAAUGGGGAUUGAAAUGUAUUCCAAAUCUAACCUGAACACUGGAAUUGCUUAUUUUUUGAUAUCAGUCGUGCAUGUUCUGUGAGCUACUAGAAAACUAGCUUUGUCUUAAAAAGUGUUAAUGAACACAAACAUUUUUAAAGCAGCCUAGAUAUUUGCAUUUAAUGCAAUAGCCAUAAUUGUAAGAAUCUUGGGCUGGAUUGACAUUAAAAAUAUCAGUCUUGAUUGCCCAUCAGGAAACUUUCAGGAAAAUAUGCAUAAUUGUUCAAAAGUUUACUUAUACAUGGAGAAAUUAACUUUUUCCAUACACAAUUAUUGCCAUAUACGUGUGUACUUCAAUGUGUAUCAGUGUAUAUUAUAUAUACAAUGGCCACAAUCCAGAGCAGCUAUAUCGUGCAUACCAAAAUCGAUGUGCACAGAAAUUGGCAUAUCUGUUCUCAUUCGACACUCGGACAUUGCAGAACCUCUGCUUUUAAAAUUUACAUGUAGAAAAAACAGUAUUGGUAGCCUAUUCAUAUUUUUCAGAACAAAUAACAAAUUUACCUCUUUUGGGAUCUCAGAAUUGGUAGAUUCUAAAGGGAAACCUCUUCCCUCAAAUGUGAUCAGAACUGCUAGAAAGUAGGGUGAAAAGUUUCAGACUUAAUAUGAUGGGCAGUGCAUAUCCAGUGGAUUAGGGUCCCUGGAGUCUAAACCCCACCUAUUCUUGCAGUAGCUAUAUUGACUCCCAAUAAAGCAGUUCAGCAAGCCAGUUUCUGUUGUUAGAUUGCACACUGGAUUGAAGGCAAAUGUAUACAACCCUGACUCCAUUUUAAGUUAGAAGUUGAUGACUACAUUUCUCUGUGCGUGUAUGGGUGAUAUACACACAUAC
Protobothrops mucrosquamatus (brown spotted pit viper) is the source of this 4029-nucleotide messenger RNA. It is a transcript of the gene NR3C1, whose product is annotated as nuclear receptor subfamily 3 group C member 1. The transcript has 9 exons. Gene Ontology annotation, cellular component: nucleus. The coding region runs from base 144 to 2435 and encodes 763 amino acids. Gene Ontology annotation, molecular function: zinc ion binding; DNA-binding transcription factor activity; sequence-specific DNA binding. The record is from RefSeq and is a predicted model, not a curated record. Lineage: Eukaryota; Metazoa; Chordata; Lepidosauria; Squamata; Viperidae. Gene Ontology annotation, biological process: nuclear receptor-mediated glucocorticoid signaling pathway; regulation of DNA-templated transcription.